GGUGUCCCCGGCCGAGGGGUGGGUGCAGCCGGCCCGGCCCGGCCCCCGGGCGCCCGGCGGGGAGGCGGGGAGGGCCGGGGCCAGCCCCGCUCCUGAGCCCUCCUCCUGCCCCGCUCGCCGCCUUUUCCCCGCCGCCGCCGCCGCCGCCCGCCCGGCGCAGCCCUGCGGAGCUCGGGGCGGCGGCGCCCCGCCGCCGGCCAUGGCCGUGCCCGCCGCCCUGCUCAGCCCCCACCACCUCCUCUCCUUCUGCUUUCCCGCCGCCGGCGGCCUCCUGGGCUACGCGGACCUGGAGAAGGGCUACGAGGGGGGCGGCGGCGGCGGCGGCGGGGGCGACGCGGGGGACUUUAAAGAAGCCACCAGGGACCUGCUGAGCUUCAUCGACUCGGCCUCCAGCAACAUCAAGCUGGCGCUGGACAAGCCGGUGAAGUCCAAGCGGAAGGUGAACCAUCGGAAGUACCUGCAGAAGCAGAUCAAGCGCUGCACCGGCAUCAUCGCCGCCGCCGCCCCGCCGCCCGUCCCGCCGCCCCCCGCCGCCGCCCCGCCGCCCGCCGCCUGCCCCGCCAAGCCCCCGCCGCGCCGGGAGGCCUCGCAGGCGGCCAGCAGCCUCCAGAGCAAGAGCCUGGCGGCCCUCUUCGGCUCCCUGCAGCCGGGCCGGGGGGCGGCGGGCGGCGGCGAGGCGGCGGCCGGGGGCGGCGGGGCGGCGGCGGGGGGCGGCGGCGGCGGCGGCGGCGGCGCGGGGGGGAGCGGCCCGCGGAAGGUGCCGCUGCGCGACCGCAACCUGCCGCCCUCCUUCUUCACGGAGCCGGCGCUGCCCGCCGCCGCCCGCGGGCCGCCGCCGGGCGCCAAGGAGCCGGAGAAGGGCGGAGGGGGCGGCGCGGAGGCGGCCGAGUUCUUCGAGCUGCUGGGCCCCGAGUACGGCGCGCUGCUGCCCGAGCCCGCCGCCCCGCCGGACGCCUUCCCCGCCGCCCGCCUGCCCGCCGAGCUGGGCCUGGAGCACGGCCUGUACGAGGCGCCGCUGCCCGCCGCCCACCACCCGCUGCUGGGCGGGCUGCUCUACCCCGAGCCGCCCUGGGGCCCGGCCGGGCCCUGCAGCCCGCCUAAGAAGGCGCCGUCCGAGGCGCUGCGGCCGCUGUACGCCGGCGGCGGGGAGCCGGCCCCGGGCGGCGGCGGCGGCGGCGGCGGCGAGGAGCCCGGCGGGGGGCCGCUGCCGGCGGGGUUCGCCCCCUUCUUCCCCGAGUGCCCGCUGCCCCCGCCGCAGCUGCCCUACGAGUACGGCGGCGGCUUCCACCGCGCCGCCUUCUCCGGGCUGUAGGGCAGCGCCGCCGGGCUCGGCGCCCGCCCGGCGCGGGGGACGCGGGGGAGCCCCCGGGGGAGCCCCCCGCGGGGCCGCCGCCGCUCGCGCGUGGGGCUGGGGCCCGCCUGCGCCCCCCACGCACCCACCCGCGCACCCACCCGAGACCGCGGCUCCCGCAGCGCUCGGCCCGGCGCUCUGCCACUCGCCUCCUCCUGCGGUUUGGGAGGCGCUGCAAAUAAAAUGUGAAAUACUGGGUUCCUUCAGGUGUUUUUCUAGCGGCCGUGACCUCCCUCCCUUAGCCUUCCUUAGGGGUCAGGCUUUGCCUCGCUGUAGGCGGCUGCAGCUCGGUGGGCCUGACUCAGGCGAUGCCGCGACGGGGGCCGCCCUCCUCGAAGGCAGCCGUGACCAACCUGCGAGCGAUGGCAGUCGAGAAGUAAAACUCGGUCAACUCUUGCGCUGCUGUUAAAAUUUCCCCCGCGCUUGCCUGCAUCGCGAGCGCCGGCGGAUGUUCGGCUGAGGACACAAAGGCGAGAAGGAGAAAAAGGAAAAAAAAAAAAAAAAAAACAAGCAAAAUUAAAAAUGCUGCUACCAAAACUUAGUGCCCUGAAAUUUAACAAUGUCUUGCAGGAUCUUGCAAACAGCGAUUUACACCGAUACGUAAGUUAAUUGACGGCAUAAGUUCGGGACAAAAAUGUACUGUAGCUGCUGCGGCGAUGUGAUUCCUACGGACGGUUGGAUCUCUUCCAGGAAUGUGUCAAAGCUCGGGAAGCAACGCGGCUCGGUCUCAUUGUGUACAGGAGAUUAUUUGAUAAUCAUUUAAGUUAUGUAAAAGAGUCUAUGAUAGGUCUUAUAAAAAUAAAGCUACACAAUAGAUCCAA
Phalacrocorax carbo (great cormorant) is the source of this 2172-nucleotide messenger RNA. Lineage: Eukaryota; Metazoa; Chordata; Aves; Suliformes; Phalacrocoracidae. The record is from RefSeq and is a predicted model, not a curated record.